This is a messenger RNA of Anneissia japonica, 2551 nucleotides long. RefSeq lists its product as uncharacterized. Lineage: Eukaryota; Metazoa; Echinodermata; Crinoidea; Comatulida; Comatulidae. The record is from RefSeq and is a predicted model, not a curated record. Bases 149 to 2377 code for a protein of 742 amino acids. Gene Ontology annotation, molecular function: protein binding. The transcript is spliced from 12 exons.
GAAUAAGAAUUUACAGUAUAUUCACACGGUACCGUGGAAACAGUCAUCACGCGUUCGCUUCGCUGGCUGUUGUUUUUCAGUUCUUUCAAAGUGGUUCUUACUGAAAUUCUUCGAAUUUUUAGAUGAACGUAUUAAUUGCCUCAUAAUUAUGGCACACAAUUUCCAAAUAACCAUACAUAGUAUUGAGCAGGCCGAAGAACUGUCUCGAAGGCUUCAAAGAUAUUUGACUAACGUAGAUAAAGAUUUCACCCCGGCGGCCUUUGAUUUCAGAUCAUCGAAGAGUGAAUCGGCCGAGAAGAAAGUUAGCCGCUUGCAGCGUGACGACAGCCCUUUCUGGUCGGAAAUCAGCGCCUUGCUUAACUUUCUGAUAUGCAAGGACAUCGAAGAAGAUGUGCUUACUGAAGAAUUAAGUGAAGAUGAUAAUAGAAUGCAACUCCAACACUACUUUAUACCUAAAUUAUCGGAGUAUUUAAUGGAUACACAUUUUGGGUUGAACUACUGUAGCCCAGUAGUUCUUGAGAUCCUGUUGAAGCUUGACCUUUUGCCAGGCGUUCUACAGCUUCUGAAAGUUAGGCCAUCACGUGCGGCCAUGGAAAGCUUUACAUCUGUUACCUGCAAAGGUGCUGACCAUUGGCUCAGCGUCCACUACCACUCCAUCAGGAUGUUCUGCUACUUGUUAAAUGCAUUCCAGUGCAAAGGCCGUGAAGAACCAAGAUCGAGACGCCCUCUUGUUAAACUCAUGGAGUAUAAUGGUGGUAUUCAAACACUGUUAAAAUGUGUUGAAAAUUGUAUAAAUCCCAAGGCAGACACUGCUUUUGUCAUUCCUGGUAUGUGUGCCCUUGGUGCCCUAUACGACAUGUUUGAUAUUGAGCCACGGAUUUUCGGCAAGCUGCUCACAACCGCGAAUGGAAUCCAUACUCUUGGUUAUCUCCUCUACAGAGAUAAUGCAUUGAAAGUAUUGAGUAGGAUCCUUAAACGUGACAAUCUCUACAAAUUUGAGGACUACGCUUUAAAGACUUCACCAUGGUAUAUAGUGCCACGUUCUGCAAGUGCCACAUCCGGGGAAGAUGUCGAAGAGCACUUUGAUGAGAUGUCAGCAAAGGAAAUUAUUUACCUAUGGGCUCAUUAUUUGCGACUAUACUCUGCAAGUAUUUUAGAAAUGACAAUAUGUGAUGAUGUUAGUGCCAAGAAAAUUGUAAUGGAAGAUAAAUUAUGCAUAAAAGCCAUUAUGGAUUGGUUUAAGUGCCCACAACUCCACCAGCGUGACCAGGUGACCAUCGAGUUCAUGGUCAAACUUGUCUUUUAUCUUGUUCAGUGUCGUGAUAUAGCACAGACAUUAGUUACAAAGUAUCACUUGUUAAAAGUUUUGGAGGCUGUAGUUUUCUAUCCCAAUGGUCCUGUCAUUAUUCAUAGUUAUUUGGAAAUCAUUGCAUGUUUGUUGAAUGAACCAUCAUUGAAGGAUAAAGUAGUUGAGAAAGAAAAUCUAGUGUUUGCUAUGAGUACUUACGCAUUUUCAAUUGAUGAGAAAGUACGUAAUAUGUCUUUGACAAAUCUUCUACGAAUGAGCAGAACAAACAAGGAGGGCAGCAAACAUCUAAUGAAACACUUUGGACCGCAUGAAAUAUAUGUUUACCGGGAAACAUUCAUCAAAACUAAACCAAAAUGGAAGAGUCUUCUGAAAGAUUACAGUUUUAAAUUACAGAUAACAACUGAUGAAAUAUUAGUGGACACUAAGACCUUGAAUCACUCACAGUCUGUUGCGUUGAAGGAAGAGGGCAAUAAAUGCUUUAAACAUGGUCAAUUUUCAAAGGCUAUAGAACUAUACAACCAUGCAAUACAUGUGUGUCCCUAUGUCAGGAUCAAUGCUGAUGAUAAGAAACGGAAACAUCCUUAUUUAUGGGAUAGUUUACGAGCGACGUUAUUUAACAAUCGGGCUCAGUGCUACAUGAAUCUUAAGAAGUACAACGAGGCACUAAAUGAUUGUAACACAGUGAUUGCCCUGUCUGGCCAUGAAGAAACCGAAGAAACUGGUGUAAUAAUGCUGAAGGGGUUAUACCGGAGAGCAAGAACUUUGUAUGAAUUGAAGUUUUAUCAUCGAUCUUUAGCAGAUAUAUCAAAGUGUCUACUGAUGGACAAAAAUGACAAAUUUAAAGAUUUUAUGGGAAAAGUAUUGAUACGAUAUCGCAAACGUUAUGGCACAGAGACGUUACUAUGUUGUGAUGAGUGUGGCGAGAGUAAAGUAAACAAGACUUUGCGACGCUGCAAGAGAUGCACAGCAGCAUACUGUAGCCGCGUGUGCCAGGCGAAAGCCUGGGGGAAAUUCCACAAAGCCAAUUGUGAGGAAUUUAACCAAGAAUAUCCAGAAUUUGGAAAAUAAAUAUCAAUCUUUAUUUGCAAAUUAACUAAUCUUUCAUUGAUUUUUUUGUUAUUAAUGUAGCAGUAAGACAAGUAUAUAUAGUCAUGCAUCAGUACACAUUGCAGAUACUGUACCUGCUUCAUUGCAUUGUUGAAAAAUCAACAGCCAAUAUUUAAUAAAGGCAGAAGUGUUUUA